GUCCUUUUGUCCGUUAUUCUCAAUUUAAAUCACAUUGAAGCUUCGACCCUCUCUAUAUCUCUCUCUCUCUAACUCAAUUUCUCAGUGUGUGUUUCUCGCUCUAGAUUCUCACCCGAAGAAGUGCCUGGUCUUUCUUUGGUCUUUCUUAUCUUGAAAGAAAAUGGGUCGUGGAGUCAGUGCUGGUGGGGGGCAGAGUUCUUUGGGCUACCUGUUUGGAGGUGGAGAGACUACAAGUACUCCUCCAGCUGCUCAGAACCAGGGCAAGAGUGUAAACGCUGAGCCUUCCCCGAAGCCUGCAGCUGCUCAAAACCAGGGGAAGGGUUCAAAUACUGAGCCUUCCCCGAAGUCUGCUAGUGCUUCACAGCCAGUGGAGAACAACGGCAAGCAGAUUCCAGCUGGCAUUCCUGGCAAUAAAGUAAACAACUACUUUAGGGCAGAUGGGCAGAACUGUGGCAACUUCCUCACGGAUCGUCCUUCAACCAAGGUCCAUGCUGCCCCUGGUGGUGGUUCUUCCCUGGAUUACCUCUUUGGUGGUGGUGGGAAGUGAUGAUGUCUCUGGUCCUGGAUAGUGUUUUUAAUUGCUUUGUAUCUUAAUCUUGAAACCUGCUUGAACCUUUUAUUAUCACACAAUGUUUUUUUAUGCAACUUUCAUGGGAUUAUUGUGCCUAGAUUUACUUGGUCAGAAAUCAAAAUGCAAGUGCUUAAUGCAUUCGUUAAUUAAAA
This is a messenger RNA of Cornus florida, 723 nucleotides long. Its product is annotated as protein SPIRAL1-like 3. The record is from RefSeq and is a predicted model, not a curated record. NCBI's taxonomy places the organism in Eukaryota, Viridiplantae, Streptophyta, Magnoliopsida, Cornales, Cornaceae. The coding region runs from base 161 to 547 and encodes 128 amino acids. Gene Ontology annotation, biological process: cortical microtubule organization. The transcript has 3 exons. Gene Ontology annotation, cellular component: cortical microtubule, transverse to long axis.